UUGUGAUAUCAGGAGAUUACUAACAACAUACGUUUUUUAAUAUUGAUAAAUAUAUUGAUUGUAUUAUAUGGUAUAUAAAAUUCUCAAUAUAUAUAUUAUAUAUUAUCUCAAAUUCUCAAUAUUCUCAAUAUAUCGGAUAUAUAUAUUAUAUCUCAAUUCUCAAAUUCUCAUUGCAUAUUAUAUGGCCUUGUAUAUCUCUUUCUCUCUCGUAUAUCAAAUCGUAUAUCAAAGCUUUAUCUUUCAAAUCAUUGUUCUGACAUAAUAAUAAAUAAAUGCAGGGUUACUAUUACGGGUUACUCAAAAAAAAAAAAAAAGAGGGACCAUCCUUUCAUCAGUUAAUCACCCACAAAGCGCACGUACAAGAAACAUUUUA
Messenger RNA from Rhizophagus irregularis DAOM 181602=DAOM 197198, 373 nucleotides. NCBI's taxonomy places the organism in Eukaryota, Fungi, Glomeromycota, Glomeromycetes, Glomerales, Glomeraceae. The record is from RefSeq and is a predicted model, not a curated record.